UUGAGCGUAGUAAGAGAUCAGAAGCAAAAAUGGCUAAGCUACUUGGUCACCACCUGGUUUAUCUCAUCCUCUUUCUGUCUGUCUUCCUCCUCUUUGCAUCGACUGAGAUGGGAAUGGUGGAAGCAAGAAUCUGUCAAAGGCGGAGUAAAACAUGGACAGGGUUAUGUGUGAACACUGGCAACUGCCAUCGUCAGUGUAGGAACUGGGAAGGUGCUCAGCGUGGAGCUUGUCAUGCUCAAUUCCCAGGGUUCGCAUGCUUCUGCUACUUUAAUUGUUGAUUGUUUAUCAACCGCAGCAGCAGCCAGCAAUUUCUGUGACCUCAAGCUUUGAUAUCCAGUUACUUAUAUGUGUAAACAGAGUGUAAAGUUAGCUUCGUUUCAGCCAAAUAAGUCAGCCUCAUAUGACACGGGUUGUGUAACAACAUCAUCAACGUUACUUCGGUGCACUCUGUUAAAACAAGCAGCAAAGUGAUACUACUGCAGAACCACUACUGCUUCUACGUUAAAACUUAAAACAAACUACGUAGUAACACUGCUGCACAACUACUGCUGUUUGACUCCUAGCUUUUGCAAUAUAACCGGCACUAGAAAUGAGUUUUCUUCAUAAAAUGCUUUGAGAUUCACACUAUAGUCUAACAUUUGCAACCAAAUCAAAGAGAUUUCUCUUCAAGUUCAAACUAACUGAACCAUCAGCAGGUCAUUAACACAAUGAGAUAAUAACCCUGCAAUCUACAUACAAAAGGCUUUCUAUAAAAUUCACC
Rosa chinensis is the source of this 760-nucleotide messenger RNA. RefSeq names its product defensin-like protein 19. The coding region runs from base 30 to 278 and encodes 82 amino acids. Gene Ontology annotation, biological process: defense response. The record is from RefSeq and is a predicted model, not a curated record. The transcript is spliced from 2 exons. Lineage: Eukaryota; Viridiplantae; Streptophyta; Magnoliopsida; Rosales; Rosaceae.